Molecule: messenger RNA, 1176 nt
Organism: Oryza brachyantha (malo sina)
Lineage: Eukaryota; Viridiplantae; Streptophyta; Magnoliopsida; Poales; Poaceae
Product: ras-related protein RIC1-like
Exons: 8
Coding region: 102-710 (202 amino acids)
Molecular function (GO): GTP binding; GTPase activity
Source: RefSeq, a predicted model, not a curated record
CUGGCUGUCCCCCCUCCUCGUGACGUGAACUCGUGAUCCCCACCCCCCAGAUUCCCCGUCGGUCGUCGCUCCGCCUCCCCGGAGGAAAGACCCGCGCCGCCAUGAAUCCCGAGUAUGACUACCUCUUCAAGCUCCUGCUCAUCGGAGACUCCGGCGUGGGGAAGUCUUGCCUGCUUCUGAGGUUUGCGGAUGAUUCAUAUCUGGAGAGCUAUAUCAGUACUAUCGGUGUUGAUUUUAAAAUCCGUACUGUCGAGCAAGAUGGGAAGACAAUAAAGCUGCAAAUUUGGGACACUGCUGGUCAAGAACGAUUCAGGACCAUUACGAGCAGCUACUACCGUGGUGCCCACGGGAUCAUUGUUGUUUAUGAUGUGACUGAUCAGGAGAGCUUCAACAAUGUCAAGCAGUGGCUGAAUGAAAUUGACAGGUAUGCCAGUGAAAAUGUGAACAAGCUUUUGGUGGGUAACAAAUGUGAUCUAGCGGAGAAGAGAGUGGUUUCUUAUGAGGCCGGCAAGGCCCUUGCUGAUGAGAUUGGAAUACCAUUCUUGGAGACCAGUGCGAAGGAUGCAACAAAUGUGGAGAAGGCGUUCAUGACCAUGGCAGGAGAGAUAAAGAACAGGAUGGCGAGCCAACCUGCUACAAAUGCAAGCAAGCCUGCAACUGUGCAAAUGCGAGGCCAACCUGUUGGCCAGCAAAGCAACUGCUGCUCUUGAUUGUUGAUUUAGAUCAAAACAGUGUGCUUGUGCAGCAAGCAACACUUAAUUGUCCAUCCCUUUAAAUUAUGUCUAUUAGUACUAUCGAAAAGCUUGAUGUGUCAGAUGCUAUUGGAAGAAGUCUGUCCCUAACUGUCACGAAGCAGCAGAUGCUGUGGGCCUGUUUUAACGCUCUGUUCAUAUUUCCAUCUUUAUGUCCCAAAUGCUGAUGUUGGUAUGGUGAUAGUGCAAUCCUGUCAAAGAUUGCUUGUGUCAGGCAUGCAUUGCCUCCAUAGUUGGCAUUUUCCUGUAGAUAUUUAUGUGUCGUUGCGAUCCGAUGUUUGUAUCAUAUAGAAAUUUAUUUGAAGUUGGGAUGAUCCGUAUUUGCAUCCUGUAGAGAUUUAUGUGAAAUCGGGAUCCAUUGUAUUUCAAUGUUGAAACAAGCAUCAUUCAACUCGAUCUGUGAUGGUAGUUUUUGAGAGGAUUA